AUGGGGAAUUUUCCGAAACUUCCCGAAGGAACGCAGCUUCCGGUGGGAGGCCAUCAAGUAACAAUUCUUAAGUAUCUUUCAGAGGGAGGAUUUGCACAUAUCUACAAAGUAAAAAUUGAUCCUGAGGAAGAUGAUACAGAUAUUGCUUGCUUGAAGAGAGUUAUAGUACCAGAUAAGAAUGGAUUGAAUCAAUUAAGAAAAGAAGUUGAUGUUAUGAAAAACUUACGUUAUGGCAGAAAUAUAGUGAAAUACUACGAUUCGCAUGCAGAAAGAUUGGAAAAUGGAACUUACCAAGUAUUGGUACUUAUGGAACUUUGUCCUAAUAAGUCAUUAUUGGACUAUAUGAAUGCUAAAAUCAAGACCAAACUUACUGAACCAGAAAUCUUGAAAAUUAUGCUGGAUAUAUCAAUUGGUAUAUACGAAAUGCAUAAGAUGAAAUUGGUUCAUAGGGAUAUUAAGAUUGAAAAUGUUCUUAUUGAUGCCAAACACGAUUUUAAGUUGUGUGAUUUUGGAUCUACAUCGUCUCCAAUAAUGCCACCAAAAGAUCAACAACAAUUCCAAUUAUUAAGCCACGAUAUAAUGUAUCAGACUACGCCGCAAUAUAGAGCCCCAGAGAUGAUAGAUUUGUAUAGAGGGUUUCCAAUUGACGAAAAAGCAGAUAUUUGGGCCUUGGGAUGCUUUUUAUAUAAGUUAUGUUAUUAUACAACACCUUUUGAGGCAAAUGGGGAUAUUGCUAUCCUCCAUGCAACUUUCCAGUUUUUGCCAGCUCCAGUCUUCUCUGGUGAUUUGAAGAAUUUGAUUAUCAUCAUGCUUCAGGAAAAUCCUCUCUUUAGGCCUAAUAUUGUUCAAGUCUUGAUGUUAUUAUCCAAAAUGAUGAAGAUAGAAUUUAAGAGUCUCAAGCUUGAAGACAUAUAUAAUACCGGACCAUACAACUUUCAUGCUUUGCACGAAUAUCAACGCCACAAGCAAAAUGAACUUCUCAAACAACAGCAAUUAUAUUACCAACAGAAUGCAUACUCGAGUGGUGGUAAGGCGACGUCAGAGGUUAAUUUAGCUAAGCAAUAUGAUAACCAAAUAAGACUGCAAACUCAAUCUCCGUUUGUUCGUUCUCAAGGAGGAACUCCAUCACAAGUCUAUGGCCAAUUGAAUAUAAAUUCAGCUGAUUUGCAACAUCAAACACAGGUUGAAAUACCACCAGCAUUAUCUCAUGAUUUGGAGCCUCAGAAAAACAAGCAGGAAGCCGGCGUGACUCUGCCUAAUAACGAGGCUAAUAUUGAAACCGAUGAUGAUAAUACGAGUGAAUUAGAACUAGCAAAUUUGGAUAAUGUCGAAGAGAGAUAUCCUUCCCUUGAUGACCUUUUGGAAGACUCAACUAAGAGAAGUAAGUCGAUGGAUUCAGACCAUGCUAGCCAAAGGGAGAGUACUUCCCCAAAUCCACCUAAUGAAAGUUCUAGGCAACAGAUUACUCAGAACUAUGUUCCCCAGGUUCCUACACAGCCAGUUAUAUUAAGUAAUGCAGACCUUAAAAAAUUGACCUCAGAUCAGUUUCAACAAUAUCAUUAUCAGCAUCAAGCUUAUCAAUAUCAGCUUGAUCAAUACCAAAAGCAAUUAUAUCAACAAACCGAGCAACAUAAGUCUCAGAGUAACAGUUUAAACCCGAAUGAUAUUGAGCACAACAUAACAACAGGAAAGACAAAGGAACCAUCCGAGUUUGAGAAAAAGGAAGCAUGGGAGAGACAUCAUUCGAAGAUUGAAAAAGAUGCAGAGCUAUUAGUUGACGAUAUAUUUGCAACCAAUUCCAAAUCUCCCGCUUUGGUACCUGUGAAAUCUCAGAAAACAAACCAAAGUGCAAAGGGUGAUAUCGAGUCUUUGUCCAACUUGAAUAAAAGCAUAUCAUCUGAAUAUCCUUCAACUGGCUCAGACAGAUACUUGAACCAAAUCCCUGAUGCUCAUGCACAGAAUAACUUGGAAUUAGCCGUGGACGAAGAAAAUGUUGCGAAGACCAAUGAUGAAGCAAAUGGAAUUCAAAGUAAAAGUAGAAAUUCCUUGGACGGCCCUAAUAUAAGAUCUGAAACAGAGAAAAACCAGCGUGAUGCGUUUAUUAACGACGCAGCUAAAAAAAGUAAUAACGUUGACACAUUUGAAAGUUUUUCUGGAAAAUACCCAGAUAUUAGUAACAGACACUCGGAGAUCCAGUUUAGUAGUAGCCCCCAAACGCAGGUAAGCAGUAAUUUAAAUAUGCCACCAACGAGUACAAACUAUACAUUUGCAUAUCAGCAACCUUCACAGCAACCUCCGCAGCAACCUCCACAGCAACCUCCACAGCAACCUCCACAGCAACAUGUCACAUAUACAAAUCAAAGAGCAGAUGUUAGCACUAAUCAAAAUGAUAUUAGAAAGAAUGCAAAUCCAUGGGGUGAUUAUACGAAGAACACGAACGCAAUACCAGUAAAGAGGGUAUCGUCUCAUUCGGGAAUAGCCAAUUCACACCCGGCGUCUAUUAAGAACGAGUCAUCUGUGUCUCCUGUUCACGAAAAGUUGAAUGCUUUGUCUUUAAAGGAAAGACCUAAAAGCAUGCAAAAAAGAGGUACUUUAAACGAUCAAUCUUCGGAAGCUAAUUUGAUCGAUUUAGAAGUUGGAUUAGGUUCAUCUAGUUCCUCCUCAAAUACACCUGUUCUUAAGCCUAAAACCAAGGAUUUAUAUAAAUUGAAGUCAGAGUCAUCUUUGUCAGGUUUCGAGCUUGAGGAUGAAAAGAGACAACCUGAAUCCAAGCAUCAGUUCAAGAAGAGACUAUCUUCUGCUCAGAAUCCUUCAAACUUCAACUUCCAAGAAGAAGUCAUUGAUUUUGCAUCAGAUGAUGAGAAUCCUGAGAAUAGUUCUGAAAUGAACAGGCUAUCGAUAAGAAAUUCAUUAUCAAGGAAGCCAAAGUCUAGAAAAUCCAGUGAACACAAACGAUCUGAUAGUGCCAACAGUGAAGGCAAAAAACGCUUGUCUUUAUUUGGUUCUUCCCAAAGUACCUAA
Debaryomyces fabryi is the source of this 3021-nucleotide messenger RNA. It is a transcript of the gene AKL1, whose product is annotated as serine/threonine protein kinase. Bases 1 to 3021 code for a protein of 1006 amino acids. Gene Ontology annotation, molecular function: protein serine/threonine kinase activity; ATP binding. Gene Ontology annotation, cellular component: cytoplasm. The transcript has a single exon. The record is from RefSeq and is a predicted model, not a curated record. Gene Ontology annotation, biological process: peptidyl-threonine phosphorylation; actin cortical patch assembly; actin filament organization. NCBI's taxonomy places the organism in Eukaryota, Fungi, Ascomycota, Pichiomycetes, Serinales, Debaryomycetaceae.